AUGGAGCUUGAGGGCCCCACCAUCACAGGAGCCUUACUCAGGGUAACAGUAGCAGAGAUAAGGAGGCAUGCGGCUUCCUGGCUGCAGCAGAAGAAGCAGCAGGAGCAGCAAGCAUCUCGACGGGCUGCAGCUGCAGCAGUUAACGCUAGAGGAGGGGGGCCCCCAGAGGCCUCCACCCGCUGGGGCGAAGAGCUGCAGGUGUGGGGCCCCUGGCGUUGCCGGGGAAUUUGUGUAGAGGGUCUUGCAGUCUCUCGAACGAGGGUAAUGCUGCGGGGGCCCCCUCAUGCGUACACCUCAGCAACAGCAGCAGCAGAGGCAGCAGCAGGAUAUGCAGAUACCGUAGAGCUAGACGACGGUACCGGGGUUAUUAGCUGCCGCUGGGUUUGGAGGCCCCACAAGGGUCCCCUAGAUGCAUGCAGCAUCAGCUCAAGGAGAGACAAGAGGGCCCCUCACAUUGAGGAGACAGUCCCUUUCGAGCCUCCUCCGCUUGUGGAAGUUGGUGCACUCUGCAGGGCGGAAGGCCGCGUGAUGCUACGCAGCAGCAGCAGCAGCAGCAAAUGCAGCAGCAGCAGCAAGUGCUGCUGCUGCUGUCCCUCCAAUGUUGAGGUCUCUCUUCGUCUCUUUGGGCCCUUAACCGAAGACACAGACCCUAAUGCUGAAGCCCUAGCCUUUGCUGCUCUCAGGACACAAAGGGCAGCCCUGAAGUGGUGGGAGCAGCAGCAGCAGCAGCAAUACAUGCAGCAGCAGCCCCAGCAAGAGAUGCUGCAGCAGCAGCAGCAACAGCGCGGAGAAGUGCAGCAGCAGCAGCAAGGGCGGCACUACGUCCAACAGCUGCACGAGGAGCAGCAGCGCCAACAUCUUGACCAGCAGCAGCAGCACCAGAUGCAGCAGCAGAAGCAAACGCCACACAUGCAGCAGCAUAUGCUGCAGCAUCACGAAGACGCCGAAGGCGCAAUUGUGGAAUGUCUGAGGACAUCGACAGCAGCAGCAAGCCCAGGAGCUGCUGCAGAUGGUGCUGCUGCAGCAGUUGCAGCAGCAUCAUCUCAACUAUGCGCAGCAACGCAGGUUACUUCAGACCCCAAGUGA
Molecule: messenger RNA, 1086 nt
Organism: Eimeria acervulina
Lineage: Eukaryota; Apicomplexa; Conoidasida; Eucoccidiorida; Eimeriidae
Exons: 1
Coding region: 1-1086 (361 amino acids)
Source: RefSeq, a predicted model, not a curated record